This is a messenger RNA of Elephantulus edwardii (Cape elephant shrew), 6291 nucleotides long. RefSeq names its product extra spindle pole bodies homolog 1 (S. cerevisiae) (gene ESPL1). The record is from RefSeq and is a predicted model, not a curated record. Gene Ontology annotation, molecular function: cysteine-type endopeptidase activity. NCBI's taxonomy places the organism in Eukaryota, Metazoa, Chordata, Mammalia, Macroscelidea, Macroscelididae. Gene Ontology annotation, biological process: proteolysis; meiotic chromosome separation. The transcript has 30 exons. Gene Ontology annotation, cellular component: nucleus; mitotic spindle; cytoplasm.
AUGAGGAACUUUAAAGGAGUCAACUUUGGGACUCUCCUGAGCAGCCAAGAGGAGGCUGAAGAGUUGUUGCCUGAGUUGAAGGAAUUCCUGUUCAAACCUCCAGCUGAUCCUCCUAGCUGCCGAUAUAAUGCAGAAAGAAGACAAGUCUGUGAUGCCAUCCUGAGGGCUUGUAAUCAGCAGCUGACUGCCAAGCUGACUUGCUCUGGACACCUGAACAGCCUGCUAGAGCUGGCAGAACUGGCCUGCCAUGGCUACAUCGUGUCUACUCCCCAGCGCUCUCCCCUCUACUUAGAACGAAUCCUUUUUAUCUUCUUGCGGAAUGUUGCUGCUCAGGGUAGCCCAGAGGCCACACUGCGUCUUGCCCAGCCCCUCCAUUCCUGCCUAGUACAGUGCUCUCACCAAGCUGCUUCGCAGGACUAUACUGCUGUGACUCAGGGCAGCUUUUCUCUGCUUUGGAAAGGGGCAGAAGCCCUGGUGGAGCAGCGAGCUGCCGUCUCAGUUCGACUGAAGGCCUUAAGUUUCCUAGUACUCUUAGAAGACCAGAGUACCCCUUGUGAGGUUCCCCAUUUUGCUUCUCCAACAGCCUCUCGAGUAGUAGCUGCCCAUCAGCUAUUUGAUUCUAGUGGGCAUGGUUUGAGUGAAUCAGAUGCUGAUUUCCUAGAAGACCUGCUCUCUAGGCAUUUGAUCCAAGUCUUGGUGGGUGAGGGAGGAAGUUCUGGGGCUCUUUCUCCCCAGAGGGCCCUCUGCUUCUUGGAGCUCACCGUGGAACACUGCCGUCGUCUCUGCUGGAGCUCUCACUUCACCAAAGCCAGGAGAGCAGUCGAGAAGGCCCAUAAUUACCUGAAGAAUACAAAUCUGGCCCCUAGUCUCCACUUAUGCCAGCUAGGAGUUGAGCUGCUGCAGAUUGGAGAGGGAGGACCCCAGGCAGUGACCAAGCUUCUGGUCAAAGCAUCAACUAUCCUAAAGGCCAGUAUGGAGACACCAUCACCACCACUGCGGGCAUUGAGUGACACCUGUCAGUUUUUCCUCUCAGGUCUGGAGAAAGGAACCAAAAAGCGUUACAGCUCUGAUGCUGUUUUGAGUCUCUUUGCUUUUCUUGGCAGUUACUGCUCGCUCAUCCGGCAGCUGCAGGCUGAUGUGAGUUAAGGAACUGGAAGUAGGCAGCAGCAGUCUUUGCUUCAGAUGUACUUUCAGGGACUUCAGCUCUUCACUGUGGUCGUCUAUGACUUUGCCCAAGACUGUCAGGUAGCCGACCUGGCUGACCUAGCCCAGCUAGUGGAAAGUAGCAAAGCAACUGUUGUCUGGAUGCUGGAGGCCUUAGAGGAUCUGUCAGGUCCAGAACUGACCGACUGUCUAGGAUUGACUGCUGCUUAUACCAGUAACUUGGCCUACAGCUUCUAUAGUCACAAGCUGUAUGCCGAGGCCUGUGCCAUCUCUGAGCCACUUUGUCAGCACUUGGGCUUGGUGAAGCCAGGCACCUAUCCUGAGAUGCCUCCUGAGAAGUUGCAUAGGUGCUUCCGGCUACAUGUGGAGAGUUUAAAGAAACUUGGUAAGCAGGCACAGGGCUGCCAGAUGGUGAGUUUGUGGCUGGCAGCCCUGCGAUCCUGCGGCCCUGCACACAUGGUUGAGCCUGUCAGCUUCUGGGUUCGGGUCAAGAUGGAUGCAGCCAAGGCUGGAGACAGAGAACUACAGCUGAAGACUCUGCGUGACAGCCUGAAUGACUGGGACCCAGAGACCCUGGGCUUCCUGCUCAGGGAGGAGCUGCAGGCCUAUAAAGCGGUGCGGGCUGACACUGGACAAGAACGGUUCAAUGUCAUCUGUGACUUGCUGGAGCUGAAUCCCGAAGAGACACCCAAUGGAGCAUGGGCACGAGCCACCCACCUGGUGGAACUGGCUCAGGUGCUCUGCUACCAUGACUUUGCCCAGCAGACUGACUGCUCUGCCCUAGAUGCUGUCCGAGAAGCUCUGCAACUUCUAGAGUCUGUGAGGCCUGAAGCUGAGGAUGAAGAUCGGCUCCUGGAUGAUAAAGCACAGGCCCUGCUGUGGCUCUACAUCUGUACCCUGGAGGCCAAAAUGCAGGAAGGUAUCGAGCGGGAUCGGAGAGCCCAGGCCCCUAGUAACUUGGAGGAAUUUGAAGUUAAUGACCUGAACUAUGAAGAUAAACUUCAGGAAGAUCGUUUCUUGUACAGUAACAUUGCCUUCAACCUGGCUGCAGAUGCUGCUCAGUCCAAAUGCCUGGACCAAGCCCUUGUCCUGUGGAAAGAGAUACUUACAAGGGGACAGGCCACAGCUGUGCGAUGUCUCCAGCAGACAGCAGCCUCACUACAGAUCCUGGCAGCACUCUAUCAGCUGGUGGCAAAGCCCCUGCAGGCUCUGGAGGUCCUCCUGCUUUUACGGAUUGUCUCCAAGACACUGAAGGACCCUUCGAAGGCAGCUAGCUCCUCUUGUCAUAUCACCCAGCUCCUCCUGAGACUUGGCUGUCCCAGCUAUGCCCAGCUACACCUUGAGGAGGCAGAAUCAAACCUGAGACUUCUUGAUCAGACCACUGAUACUUACCUGCUCCUUACCCUGACCUGUGAUGUACUUCGAAGUCAACUCUACUGUGCUACCCAGAAGGUGACUGAGGGUGCCUCUCUGCUGCUGUCUGUGCUUCAGAACCCAGCUCUCCAGAAGUCUUCUAAGGCUUGGUACUUGCUGCGUGUCCAGGCUCUGCAGUUGGUGGCAGUCUACCUUAGCUUCUCUGUGAACAGUCUCCCAGUCUCCCUAUGGGAGAAGCUCUGUGCCCAAGGCUGGCAGACACCUGAGAUUGCGCUUCUUGAUUCCCAUAAGCUCCUCCGAAGCAUCAUCCUCCUGCUCAUGGGCAGUGAUGUGCUCUCGGUUAAAAAAGGAACCGUAGAGACUCCAUUUCUGGAUUAUGGUGAAAAUCUGGUACAGAAAUGGCAAGUUCUUACAGAGGUGCUAAGCUGCUCAGAGAAGCUGGUCUCUCGCCUGGGCCAUCUGGGCAAUGUGAGCGAAGCCAAGGCCUUUUGCUUGGAAGCCCUAAAACUGACAAUGAAGCUACAGAUACCACGCCAAUGUGCCCUGUUCCUGGUGCUAAAGGGGGAGCUGGAGCUGGCACGAAGUGACUUGGACCUCUGUCAAUCUGAUCUGCAGCAGGUUCUGUUCUUGCUGGAAUCAUGCACAGAGUUUGGUGGGCUGGGCCAGCAUGCAGACUCUGUGAAGAAGGUCCAGCCUCAGAAAGGAAAGCGGCAGGCCCGGGUCCUCUGUUCACCAGAGCUCCCAGAAGAGGAGCUUUUCUUACGAGGCCCUGCUCUGGAGUUGGUGGCCACUGUGGCCAAGGAGCCUGGCUCCACAGCACCUUCUACUGUUUCCUCCCCAAUCCUGAAAAACAAACCUCAACCCAGCCCUGGCUUCCUGUCCCACCCUCCCACCUGUGACUGCUUACUUUGUGUCAGCCCUGUCCUCUCAGCUGUCUGUCUGCGCUGGGCGUUGGUCACAGCAGGGGUAAAGUUAGCCGUGGGUCACCAGGCCCAGGGUCUGGAUUUGCUUCAGGCUGUAUUGAAAGGUUGCCCUGCAGCCACUAAGCGCCUCAUUCAAGCUCUCCAGGUUUCUAUGAGUCACAAAGCACCCCCUUCCCCUGUCCCAAGCCUCUUUGAUGAGAUCUUGGCUCAAGCAUACACACAGCUGGCACUGGAGGGCUUGAACCAGCCAUCAGACAAGAACCUGGGGAAGGUCCUAGAAUCAGGGCUGAAGUUUGUGGCCACUCGGAUGCCCCUUCUAGAACCCUGGCAAGCCAGCCUCCUGUUGACUCGAGUCCUGGCAAAGCUGAUUGGCCUCAACUGCUGUACCACCCAGCUUUUUGCAAGCUCUUGGGACUGGCAGCCACCAGCAGUAAAGAACCCCCCAGCCUCAGAACCCUCUAAGACUCGGAGCAGAAAACAUGCAGGACCCAGGCACCAGAUGACCUCUCUGAAAGGUCCAGAAGGUGGAGGACCACCCUGUACACCUAGGCCCCUGGGCCGUGGUAAGAAGGCUGGUCCUCACAUCCCUUUUACUGUGUUUGAAGAAGUCUUUACUGUCAAGAACAAGCCUGAGAUUCCCAAGGCCCCCAGGGUGCGACAGAGGGUCCAGACACGGCUUAAGGUGAACUUCAGUGAUGACAGUGACAUGGAAGACCCUGUCUCAUCUCAGGCACAGCUUACCAAGGAGCCCAAGAGACGAGGCUCUGCUUCCCGGGGCCGGGGCCAGGGCCAGGCUAAGAAGGGCUCAAGCUCAAAGGCUAAUGCAAUGGUUGUCCCAAGUAGUACACCUGGGCACCCUAGUCUGAGUAGCAAGAGUCGGAGGACCAAGAAGAUGGUAUCAGGACAUGGUGAGGAGAUCAUGAGGGCCAUCCCUGAGGAGGAACUGGCUGACAACCAGAUGGAAAUGAGCUUUGAGAUCCUCAGGGACUCUGAUGGGGAAGACUCAGCCUCAGGUGAGAAGACAUCAGCUGCAGGAUUUGAUGGAACCAUAGGAGAAUGUGAGGUACUGCGCCGGGAUUCCAGCAAGGAAAAGCUACCCACGCCGUGGCCAGACAAGGAGCUCAAUAAAGACCUUGGCCCUAGGCUCCGGCUCUCCUCAGCCUCUGUAGCCAUUGGUCUCUCCACCCUGGAUGCCAUGUGUGACUCACUGAGCCUUGCUUUCCGUGGGGUCAGUCACUGUCCUCCUAGUGCACUCUAUUCCCACCUCUGCCGCUUCCUGGCUCUGUGCCUGGGCCACCGAGAUCCCUAUACCACUGCCUUCCUUGUCACCGAGUCUGUCUCCAUCACCUGUCGACACCAGCUGCUCACUCACCUCCACAGACAGCUCAACAAGGCACAGAAGCACAAAGGAUCUCUGGAAGUGGCAGAGCAGCUGCAGAGGCUGAGCCUCCAGGAGAAGAGUGGAGAGGUCCCACUGGACCACAUCCAGCACAUCUUUUCCUUCAGAACAUUAGGAUCUGGCCAAUUCCCCCAGCCUGAGAAGGAGAGUUUCAAGGAACACCUAGCUCAGAUCCCAAGUGGGGUGACUGUAUGUGUGCUGGCCCUGGCCACUCUCCAGCCUGGAACUGUGGGCAACACCCUCCUGCUGACUCGACUGGAAAAAGAUAGUCCUCCAAUCAGUGUACAGAUUCCCACUGCCCAAAGUAAGCUUCCUCUCAGUUCGGCGUUGAUGGAGUUUGAUGCUAUCCAGAAGGCACAGAAAGAGAAUAGUAGCUGUACUGACAAGCGAGAAUGGUGGACAGGGCGGCUUGAACUGGAUCAUAGGAUGGAGGUUCUCAUCACAUCCCUAGAGAAGUAUGCGUUGGGCUGCUGGCGUGGCCUGUUGCUGCCAUCCAUUGAGGACCCAGGCCCUGCCCAGGAGGCGUCUGGCUUACAGGAGUUGCUGCAGGAAUGUGGCUGGAAAUUUCCCAAUCUCACUCUGCUAAAAGUCCUGCUCAAUGGUGCCAGUGAUCUCACUCUGCAAGACAUUCAGACCCUGGCCUAUGGGCUGUGCCCAGCCCAGCCCGAACGUGCCCGAGAGCUCCUGAGUGAGGCAGUGGGACGUCUGCAGGGUCUGACGGUGCCAAGCAAUAAGCACCUUGUCUUGGUGCUAGACAAAGACCUGCAGAAGCUGCCAUGGGAAAGCAUGCCCACUCUUCGGACACGACCUGUCACCCGUCUGCCCUCCCUUCGCUUCCUCCUCACCUAUUCCAUCACCAAAGAGUCCAGGGCCUCGUCAGUGCUGAGCCAAGGCGUUGAUCCACGCAGUACCUUUUAUGUCCUGAACCCUCACAAUAACCUAUCAAGUACAGAGGAGCAAUUUCGAGCCACUUUUAGCAGUGAAGUUGGCUGGAAAGGAGUAGUUGGUAAGGUCCCAAGCCCGGAACAGGUACAAGCAGCCCUAACGGAUCAUGAUUUAUAUAUCUAUGCAGGGCACGGAGCUGGUGCUCGUUUUCUGGAUGGACAAGCUGUACUGCGGCUGAGCUGUCGGGCAGUGGCUCUGCUGUUCGGCUGUAGCAGUGCAGCACUUGCUGUUCAUGGAAGCCUGGAGGGGGCUGGCAUCGUGCUCAAGUACAUCAUGGCUGGCUGCCCCUUAUUUCUGGGUAACCUCUGGGAUGUGACUGACCGUGAUAUUGACCGUUACACAGCAGCUCUCCUGCAAGGCUGGCUUGGAGCAGGCCCAGGGGCCCCCCUUCUCUACUACAUUAGCCAGGCUCGCCAGGCUCCUCGACUCAAGUAUCUUAUUGGAGCUGCACCAGUAGCCUAUGGCUUGCCUGUCUCCCUCCGGUGA